Messenger RNA from Macrosiphum euphorbiae (potato aphid), 258 nucleotides. Lineage: Eukaryota; Metazoa; Arthropoda; Insecta; Hemiptera; Aphididae. The record is from the annotation of a GenBank genome assembly.
AUGUACGCGGUAAUACAGCUCGACUCGGAAAACCACAGACUCCGACCCAAGCGGGUCAAAAUGGAGUUUGUGUGCAAAUACUGCAACCGGACGUUCAACAAACACUAUUCGCUGCUCAUACACGAACGCAACCAUCUGCCAACGGUCAACUACCGGUGCGAGAUGUGCUACAAGUCGUUCAAACGGCAGGACAGCCUGCAACAACACAGAUCAACUCAUAGUCCAAAUUACAGAGCUGGGUACGCAUUGCAGCUUUGA